GCUGUGUGGAGUCUGAUCCCGAUUCCAGCUCGGUCCGACACGGAGGUAACGUUACACGCGUACGGAAAGCGCUUGGAAAGAUCCCCUUUGACACUGCGCGGCCGUCCUCUCUUUGCCCGCACCAGUUCUGUAGUCCUCAUGGGUUUGCUGUCAGGUCUCACCCGUGGGCUGGUCAGAGGUGCUGACCGCAUGGCCGAGUGGACCAGCAAGCGCGGCUCCCUUACCUUUUACAAGAACCGCGGCGCCAGGAAGACCGGCGUGCUCACCUCCAGCGGGAAGUUCGUGCGGGUCCGGGAGAUGGUGCCGGAGUUCGUGGUGCCUCGACUGGACGCCGGGUUCAAGCUGAAGCCCUACGUCUCGUACCGGGCGCCCCCGGGCACGGAGGAGCCACAGACCCCCCACAAGCUCUUCACAGAGGUCGUGGCUCCCCAGAUCGAGAAGGAAAUCAAGGAAGGGACCUUCGACCCGGAGAACCUGGAGCGAUAUGGCUUGGAGAGAUCACAGGAGGGCAAGAUUUUCCAGCUGUACCCAAAGAACUAUGUGAGAUAAUGAGGGGCAGAGGCUGGGCUCCCAGCUCUCCACUGGCACUGCAAUCCUCUUCAGACUGGAAUUCACACACUUCUGUGAGAAGGACUGCAAUGCACGGCACCUCACUCCUCAAAAGGUAAAACUAAUUAACUUCUCCCCAAUCAAGCCCAAGAUUGCUCAAUUUUGUGAAGUAAAAAUCAUUUCAGUGCAGGGUUUGGGUUUGCUGUGAAGGAUCACCUGCACACACACACACGUGCGGUAUGUUUAACGUGUGGGGCGUGUCGUUUGAUAAAUAUGUUAACAGCAAUUAAACAUGUGAACCUGCUUUAAAA
Messenger RNA from Polyodon spathula (Mississippi paddlefish), 860 nucleotides. RefSeq names its product mitochondrial ribosomal protein L41 (gene mrpl41). Gene Ontology annotation, cellular component: mitochondrial large ribosomal subunit. The record is from RefSeq and is a predicted model, not a curated record. NCBI's taxonomy places the organism in Eukaryota, Metazoa, Chordata, Actinopteri, Acipenseriformes, Polyodontidae. The transcript is spliced from 2 exons. Gene Ontology annotation, molecular function: structural constituent of ribosome. Gene Ontology annotation, biological process: translation. Bases 139 to 549 code for a protein of 136 amino acids.